AUGCUCAAUAGUUGUGGUGAGGGCAUUACGAGGUGGGUUAGAAUGAGGAUGCCAUUGUUAGCUAUUAUUCUAAAUCUUCAUAAUCUAAGGAUUUUAGAAACAAUCUCGGUUGUAACACUGCAUAAUCAUUUUGUGAUGUACGCGAGGUCAGGUGAAACUUAUGUUGACGACCAUUAG
Funneliformis caledonium is the source of this 177-nucleotide messenger RNA. The record is from the annotation of a GenBank genome assembly. NCBI's taxonomy places the organism in Eukaryota, Fungi, Glomeromycota, Glomeromycetes, Glomerales, Glomeraceae.